ACGUCAUGGCGCACACCGGAAGUGAGCUGCAUCAGAUCCAACAUGGCGUGUUUGCUAGCCAGUAGCAGCACAGCUUCAGCUAUGUCUUCUACUAAACACCGCUCCUGGAUCUGCUGCUUGUUUCUGUUGGUGGCGUGUUUAACGUCGCUGCCGGCGUCGUCUGCAAAGCGGGACAGCCUCAGAGAAGUCACCGACGGGUCGUGGGAGGAGAUCCUGUCCGGAGAAUGGAUGAUUGAAUUCUACGCACCCUGGUGUCCAGCAUGCCAGCAGCUCCAGGCGGCGUGGAAGGAGUUCGCUGACUGGGGGGAGGACAUGGGGGUCAACAUAGCCAAGGUGGACGUGACAGAACAACCCGGUCUGAGUGGGCGAUUCAUCAUCACUUCACUUCCUACCAUUUACCACUGUAAAGAUGGCGUCUUCAGGAAGUACCAGGGAGCUCGCACUAAAGACGACUUCCUCAGCUUUGUCGAUGAGCAGAAAUGGAGAUCAGUCGAGCCGAUAUCCUCUUGGUUCGGGCCGUCUUCAGUUCUAAUGAAUUCAAUGUCUGCUUUGUUCAAGCUCUCCAUGUUUAUCCGGCGUUGUCAUAACUACAUGACGGAGCAGCUGGGGAUUCCUGUCUGGGGGUCUUAUGUUAUCUUUGGCUUGGCCACGCUGUUCUCUGGCCUUGCACUGGGACUGUUACUGGUGUUCAUCGCAGAUUUUGCCUUCCCCUCACGACGCUUUUCCUCUUCGGAUUACUACCACAAGAAACAGUCAAUGGAUCAGGCGAGGUUACUCCAGCAUCAAGAGGAGGAGCAUGAAGCUGACGGCGAGGAAGACGACGACGAAGACGAAGAAGAGGAGGAUGAGGUCUGGAGGCGGAGGAGGAGAGGGUCCCCUGAGGGCCGCCCAGAACCUAAGGGACAGAGUUUCUCUGAUGAAGCUCUGAGGAAGAGGGUGGUGGGCAACCGUGAGGAAGAUGAGGACGAGGAAGACACCUAAAGAGUCACAUGGUUCCUUUUGAGAAGAGCGUCAUGGAAUCGGCAGAGCCGGAGGAGCUUUGGUCCCGAGCAGCAGUGUUUACAAACGGGAGCCCUUAAAUCAACCCUCAACCUCCUUCCUCCUCCUCAUCCUCCUCUUCCUCCUCCUCUGGGCCCCCAGAAACACCUCGCUUCUUUUCUUCUCCCUCCCUCGUUUUUUACCGGGAGCGCUUUGGACUCUCUCUCUCCGCCUGAGCAGCAGGCUCCACCUGGAAGAAGCAGAAACACUCCUGACACCUGUUUCCACUUGAGGCGACAAAUCGCCCGGCUGAGGUUUUAGGUAUGAAGUGCAGUAGAGCUGGAUUUUUGCAAUGUUGUUUAUGCUAUGCAUCGUUUUUUAAAGAUACAGUAUGUAUGUUUAUUAUAUGUUUAUCUCAGAAUUAUAAUACCAGGCUUGUGUUUGAGGUUUAUUUUGUUAAAUUUUAUUACAACUCAGCUAAUGUUAUACAUACGGUUAUUUUAUGUUUCGUAUAUAUAUUUUACAAACCCUGAUGGUUCAACCCAACGUAACAGUGUUCACACGCUAGGGGUGUCACGAUUUCGAUUCUAAAUCGGAAAUCGAUCGAAAUGAGCUUACGAUUCGACCAUCGAAAUUAAAAGCAGGAUCAGGGAUUCUCCCGGUGUUUUUUAUUUUUCUCUCUGCCCUUGCUGACUUGCGUGCGUCCGAAGGAAAAAAAUACGGCAGAGCGUAUCUAACCGGUAGCCUGCAGCGACACCAUGGCCGAUGACGGAGAAACAACAGAACUGGAAAAUUCACCGGUGUGGAGACAUUUUGCCUUCCCCGUGAGUUACGUAAACAACAAACAUGUCGUUGACAGAAAAACUACAGUUUGGAGGCUGCAGAAGAUUUAGACACCGCUGCAACCAAAGAUCAUCGCUCAUCGAACUGUUUGCGCUAUCUCCACUUAAAAUCGAUUGUGUGUCUACAUUACUCUGUACGGUAAAGCGGGAUUUAUGCUCGCCAUAGUGUAAAUCAUGUAGGCGCUGACCGGGACAUCAUGGUGCAUUCAGGUGUGCCUCAUAAACUCUGUCAUCCAGUGGAUCUUCUUUUUGUCGGAAAUGUAAAUGAUAGUUGUCAGGGCAUAAAACCAUCUGUUGAUCUUUACGAAUCAAGACUCCAUAAUCUAACAACGGCAUGUUUAAAUCGAAAGGAAUCGUGACCUUAAAAUCGAAAGUCAAAUCACAUCGUGGAUUUGAAGAAUCGUGACACUCCCUAUCGCACAUCAUUCCUCAUUUCAGUGUACAAUGGAGGAAAGAGUGAAAAGGAAUGGCCCCAAAAUGUUAGUCCUAAUCCUUGAGAUUUCACCCGUGGUUACCGUGGUAACAGCAAGCUCACUUCUUGCUCCAUUACUACCUGCAAUACUUGUGGUGAAAAAUAACGGUUGUCUUGUUUGGUCGGCGCAUUUUUCUUUAACAAUAGUCGUCAGUGCUAACCUCGACAAACGCAUCACGUUUCCUGUGACUCCUUCACAAUAAAACCACUCUGUGUUUCUCCAGUUGAAUGCUUUUAAUGUCAAGCAGCAGGAGGAAAUGUAUUGGAGCAACUUAAUACAGCUCUGAUACUAUGUUAGGAGAAUAAACAGUGAGGCUGAUAUUAAUGAAGGCUAUUUAAAUUCAACACGGGACUGGCGGACUCCGCCACAAACGAUGAAAACAACCACAUAGAGAGGUUAUGAUUGAAUGUGAAUACAUUGAAUGGCUAUUGCAGAAAGAAUGCUGCCCAUAAAUGAUAUUAAAAACAGGGGUUUGAUUUCAUGAAAUGUUAAGGAUUACACCUUUAAAUCUCAUCCCAGUUGUUUCCCGUCAGGUCGUGUAACGUGUGCAUCCUCCCGGUACAGCAAUCACACCAAAACGUGUUUUAAAAAGGAACAAUACUCACUAUAAAUAAACGGCCUGGUGAAUAUCGUUCUGUAGAUACUCUAUGACCCAAUUAUGUACCAUACAAUCAAGAUGUUUUAUUUUAUUUUGUGUUACUAAUGUUUAGUGGUGAUUCUCUAAUUAUUAAAAGGCGUUUACUUAAAGAACCCAGGUGUGUUGUCGACCUGUCAGCAGGUCUAUAGAACAGUAUUUGCAUGCUGUAAUACAAUUAAAGAGAGGAACAAAUUAUGGAUGCCCUUUUAUAAAUUGUUAAAUAUGCUGCUCUGCUUUGUGGAGCAGUGAGAGGACCAUAAUGAAGCUCUCUGAAAUCUUGUUUUAACCACUUUUAAUUGGACUUUUUUUAGGCUCAAAAUGUCAAAUUUAAACCUGAACUUAUGAGGUUAAUUUAUCUAAACGAGUGCUAUUUUGUGUACAAAACUUGAACACUCAAAUAUUAACGUCACUCUCAGCUCAGCCUGUACUCAUUUCAGUCUUGUAAAGCAAAAAGGGGAAGUGUGUAUGUAUGUGUGUGUGUGUGUGUGUGUGUGUGUGUGUGUGUGUGUGUGUGUGUGUGUGUGUGUGUGUGUGUGUGUGUGUGUGUGUGUGUGUGUGUGUGUGUGUGUGUGUGUGUGUGUGUGUGUGUGUGUGUGUGUGUGUGUGUGUGUGUGUGUGUGUGUGUGUACGAACAGUGUUUUUAAUACAUAUUUCACUCUGUUGUUUUGAUUAGGCUUAUAAUGAGAUUUGGAUCUAUUUUUAUGUUGCUUUUUAUUCCAAAAAAGCUGAUUACUCAUUUCGAUGACUGUUGAAACAGGUUGUUAUUUUUUACCACUAUUAUUAUUAUUAUUAUUAUUAACGGCUUGUAGCAUUCACACUUUACUCUGAGCCGGCUGUGCUCCUUUUAUUGUUUGAACAUUUCUUUUGAAUAAAGGGUUAACUCUGGAAAA
This is a messenger RNA of Sebastes umbrosus (honeycomb rockfish), 3820 nucleotides long. It is a transcript of the gene tmx1, whose product is annotated as thioredoxin-related transmembrane protein 1. The coding region runs from base 43 to 981 and encodes 312 amino acids. The transcript has 8 exons. NCBI's taxonomy places the organism in Eukaryota, Metazoa, Chordata, Actinopteri, Perciformes, Sebastidae. The record is from RefSeq and is a predicted model, not a curated record.